Molecule: messenger RNA, 835 nt
Organism: Habropoda laboriosa
Lineage: Eukaryota; Metazoa; Arthropoda; Insecta; Hymenoptera; Apidae
Exons: 5
Source: RefSeq, a predicted model, not a curated record
AUGGACCUUAACCAACAUCUUAAAUCGUACAUAAGAGUCAAUAGUCAUUACUUUGAAGAUGAUGCGGAACAAAAUACAUGUUCCUCAAACAAUACGUUGCUAGCGCCGGAAACACAGGGAUUUUUUACGAGUUUCGUAAGACAAGAUUCAAUUGGUCAAUGCGCUACUUGGUGGGGCAUGAGCAAAGCGUGCUUUAUCGAUCUCACGAUUAAAUCGAUCAGUAUGGCGGAUACAGAAACUAAGUGAGUACUACCUACAACCCCAGAAAAAAAAAUAGUAGAAGAAGAAAAGAAUACAGUUCAAGAAGUUGAUGAGGAUUCAAAAGCAUCUGAAAAUGGAGAUGCCAAAGAAACCAAAGAAAAUGGCUCAAAUGAAGAAAAAGAGGAGUCAGAGGCUAAAGAAGCAGAAUCAACAGAAAAUGGUGAUUCAACAGAUGCUCCUGUUGAUAGCUGCUGUAUAAAGAGGAAAUCAACAGCUUUAAGUGAAACAGAAGAAACUGCUGAUGAUGAUGCAAGUCCUGAAAAGAAAACGAGACUUGAUGAGAAAUGUGCUGAAACAGAAAGCAAUGGAGAAGCAGAAGCUACGGCCUAAUAUUUUUUGUUCAUCGCAGACUUAAAUUAUAGAUGCAAUUUUAACAGCUAACUGAGAAGUCAGAACACCUAAAAUUUGUUAUCCGUGUGCAUCGUCGUAAUAGACGAGCAUUAAAAGCGAAAACUUUAAUAUUGUAUUACUGACUUUUGUGUUCAGACAUUUAUGUGUGUUUAUUGCAACCAUUUUUGUGACUCUGAUUGGCAAUAGCAUAUAUCCACAACAUCAUCAUAAAUUACUAUCUUGA